AUGCCUGCCCAGAGUGUUGUGGUCUUUGACCACGCCGGCGAUCAGAAAACAGCCCUUGGAAACCUCCUCAAAACCGGUGACUAUUCCGACUUCGUCAUCAUCAGUAGUCAGGAGCGUCACAAAGUCCACAAGGCAAUUAUCUGUCCUCGAUCUGACUUCUUCAAAGCAGCGUGCUGCAGUGGAUUCAAGGAAGCUCAGACAGGCGAGAUCGAACUGCCCGAUGAUGACCCCUUUGCUGUGAGCAUGAUGAUCGAGUAUUUCUAUCACCAAACGUACACUAUCCCCGACGAGAUGAGACUGGUUCCGAUAUACCAACGGCCCUCUAUGAUUCCUUUCCCACCCGGAACAGUGCCGUUGAAAAUAAUUCGUCAUUCUGUCAGCCAGUCUCUUCUGCAUCCACUACAGACUGCCCAUACCACCAUCCCUCCUCCACAAGGACCAGUAUCCCGCGACUCUUUCGUCCCCUACGUCAACAUCUAUGUUCACUACAAAGUCUACGCACUAGGUGAAAAGUACGGUAUCACCGGCCUCAAAGCUCUAGCUGUCCAUAACUUUGAAACCGAGGGUGAAAAGGAGUUCGAAAGCAGCAGUGUUGACCACUUUGGGUAUUUGAUACAUAUGGUGAAGGAAGCAUACAACUGCACUGCCGAAGGCGAUCGCCCUCUUCGCGACGCUGUUGUCAGAAUGCUGAAAUCGAAGCCGAGCCUUUUUAAGCGGUCGGAUAUGAAGGAGUUCUUGAAGGAAGAGGGCUUGGCCUAUGACUUGGUAAUGAGCUAUGUGCAGGAGGAACAGAGCAAAAAUAGAGGAUCGUUGCUGCUGGGGCCUAAAGUAGCAGACAGAACUUAG
This is a messenger RNA of Fusarium tjaetaba, 846 nucleotides long. Its product is annotated as kelch 4. The coding region runs from base 1 to 846 and encodes 281 amino acids. NCBI's taxonomy places the organism in Eukaryota, Fungi, Ascomycota, Sordariomycetes, Hypocreales, Nectriaceae. The record is from RefSeq and is a predicted model, not a curated record. The transcript has 3 exons. Gene Ontology annotation, molecular function: protein binding.